Messenger RNA from Oryzias melastigma (Indian medaka), 4506 nucleotides. Its product is annotated as transient receptor potential cation channel subfamily V member 1. Gene Ontology annotation, cellular component: membrane. Gene Ontology annotation, molecular function: protein binding; calcium channel activity. The record is from RefSeq and is a predicted model, not a curated record. Lineage: Eukaryota; Metazoa; Chordata; Actinopteri; Beloniformes; Adrianichthyidae. Gene Ontology annotation, biological process: calcium ion import across plasma membrane. The transcript is spliced from 15 exons. Bases 1941 to 4175 code for a protein of 744 amino acids.
AAGAACCAAAAGCAAGAGUAAAGGAAAUGGCCUUUUCACUUCAAAGAGCAUUAAAUAUGAAAUAUACAUCUACAAUGCUAUAUUUAAAUUCAUUUUACAUUUUAUGUCAGAUAAUUUAAUAUUAAUGAGGAACAUUGUUAAUGUUCCACUUGUAAAUAUUAUAUGAUUAGAAAAAGCCAUAAAAGAUAUGUAUACUGCUGUUCUAGAUAGUUCUUAGUCAGCUCUACUAUUCUAAAGUAAUUUGGGCCAAUUUGGUCUAAAAUCCUAAAAGCUAUUGAAGAAAACCUUGAAAAUUUACACUAGAAUAUUGACUAAAAUUAAAUAAAGCAUCAAAAGCUGAUGUAAACGGUCAUUCUAGAUGGUUCUUUAUUAUUCUAAAAGGGUUCUGGUUUGAUUUGGUCCAAUACUUUAAGAGCUAUUAAAGAAACAUUCUCUCAUUUGUUGACUGUCCCUAAAUAUGAACAGCGAAUGUCUGUCGAACAUCCAACCUAAAACUAACUACACCGCAGUAGUCCAGGUGCAAAAGAUCCACAUGUAGAAACAUAGCUUCAUAAUGAUAGCGGCGCCCAAGUAUGACCAAAAAAAAAAAAAACUGCUGUGCAUUCAAAAACUUUGCUCUUCCCAUUCAUGCACACGCUCAUGCUCCAUCCACAGACACGCGCUCAUAUUGUCACAGCUGUCAUCUCACCGGCAACAGUUUCAAAAUACAGGAAUUAUUACAACGUUUUAAUUUUACCGGGGCAAACUUUUUUUUCCCAGUAUGCAUUCAUUAAAAUCACCCGGUCAUGAAGGCUAAAACUGAAAGUAAUGGACAUUGUGUGAAGUUUUACUGAAAAAAAGAAAAGCCCCGCAGUGUUUAUAUAGGUGACCACCAGUGGUACGCAUGCCCUUGGUUGCUGACCCCAUCUCUAAAUAGUCUCUAGGGGUGAAUGUGAGUGUGUUUGGGUAUUUGGUUGUGGCCCUGGGACAGAAUGGCGAACUACCAAAGGUGUAUCCUGCCUUUGCCCAGAAGCAGCCAGGUCAGGCUCCAGCAGGCCCAUGACCCUGAAAAGGGCAAACCGGUUUGGAAAAUGGAUGGACAGAUUAACUUAUCCAAGUACAAGCAAGGGCGUGGAAUACGGUUUUAAUAAACAAAUCCUUUAAAAUAUUAUAAAAAAAAAAUAGGUAUAAAAAACCUACAAGUUAUGUUGCGUAAUGAACAACAAGUCACAAUUUAAAUACUUAAAAAACAAUAUUGACAGAAAAAAUGGGGAAUUAAGUCUAAAAGACUAUGAAUGUGUUUUAUAUUUGUGAAAAGAAAAAGUUGCAAUGAAGCUCAUCUGCUAACCUAUACACUACAAGUAGUAGAGCUACAUAAGCUAGUUCUUCUUUACCAGUCCUAGUACAUCACCCAUCCAUCCUGGGAGAGGAUCUCUCCUUGUGGACAUCCCUGAUUUCUUCAUUUUUUCCCCCCCAGAAUCAGUUUUUUAUGUAGUUUUUUUCUUACCAAGAUGGAGGAUCUUCGGACAUGGAUGCCCAGUUUAGCUUAGUCUGUUUAGUAUGGUAACUAUUGUUUAUAUUUUAUGACUGACUUUAUGUUUUUUUUUAAAUUACCAGUGUGAAGCCCAUUGAGACAACUAAUUGUGAUAUUGGGCUUUAUCAAUAAAACUGAAUCAAAUAAAAUGCAAUAAAAGUGAGUUGUGCAGAUUAUUUUGCAAUAACAAUUAAUUAGUCAUGUUUUUCAUGCCCUAACAGGACAGAAGGUAGAUUGUUUCAGGCAAACAGAGGCAGCACACACAGAACUGGGUGGAGCUUGGCUGCAAAAAAAAAAAAAAAAAGACCAACAAACUGUAUGUGAACUACAGGUUUGCUCAACCACUUUGCAUUUCCUUUGGACAGAGGUGGUGUUUUAUAGCUGAUAAGAGGAAACCGAUUAUUUUCAAUUAUUUAUAACUAAUAAAAUGGAGAAGGAAAAGCCACAGGACAGUAACAACUCAAAAAAACAAGGACAAGAGGACAGUUAUGACCCGCUGCUUAGAAAAGAAAUCUUCAUACCUAUGGACACCAAUAACCCUCUGACAAGCCAAAACCUUAUUGAGCAUGACAACGUCUCCAGUGCGAUUUUCACAAGGGACAAGGUGUUUAAAGCUGUAUCUCAGGGAGACGCAGCUCAGCUCCAGGGACUGCUUCACUACCUGCAAACAAAUGAUAAGAAACUCACAAGUCCAGACUUCAUAGAUGAGACAAAUGGGAAAACAGCACUACUGAAAGCACUGCUGAACCUUAAAGAUGGCAAAAAUGACACCAUUGAGGUUCUCCUGGACAUAGCAGAGAAAACUCGGGACUUGAAGGAACUAAUAAAUGCCUCUUACACGGACCCUUGCUACAAAGGUCAAACUGCUUUGCAUGUUGCUAUUGAGAGAAGGAGUUUGGACCUUGUUAAACUGCUGGUCCAGAAAGGAGCAGAUGUGCAAGCUAAAGCCGAGGGCACAUUUUUCCAGAAUAAUGGAGAAAUGGGUUUUUAUUUUGGGGAGCUCCCAUUAUCACUGGCAGCCUGCACGAACCAACCAGACAUUGUGUCCUUUCUCAUGGAAAACCCAGAAAACCCAGACAGAAGAGCUGACCUGACGGACAAAGACUCAGAAGGAAACACUGUGUUACACGUCCUGAUAAUUGUUGCAGAUGACUCUAACGAAACCACAGAGAUGAUUUCAAAGAUCUAUGAUGACAUUCUUGUGAAGCACUAUAAGAUUGAGGAAAACAGCCGAAUCCAGCUGGAGGACAUUGAAAAUAACCAAGGACUGACUCCUUUGAAAUUGGCUGCUAAGCUCGGCAAGAUUGGGCUCUUCCGACACAUGCUGAAUCGCGAGUUUAUAGACGAGGAGACCCGGCCGCUGUCAAGGAAAUUCACCGAGUGUGUUUACGGACCCGUUCAUUCUUCACUUUACGACAUAAGUUCCAUCGACACCAGCGAAUCCAACUCUGUGUUGGAGAUUAUUGUCCAUGGGAAUAAUAUUCCAAAUCGACCUGAGAUGAUCAAGCUGGAGCCUCUGCGCAGUCUUCUUCAGGACAAGUGGGAGAGAUUUGGUGCCAAACUGUUCCUCCUGAACUUUUUGUGCUACUUGAUGUACCUCGCCAUCUUCACCACUGUGGCUUUCUAUAGAAAGGAGGGACAGCCCCCAUUUCCAGUGGAAAAUCACCCAUCUGACCAUUUGCGUUGUGUCGGUGAGCUUAUCAGUGUGUUUGGAGCAGUAAGAUUCUUUUAUAAAGCGAUAACCAUUUUCCACAAGAAGCCACCAAACCUCCAUUUGUUGUUUACCGAUGGCGUCAGUGAAAUUCUAUUUUUCCUGCAGGCCGCCCUGCUCCUGUGCUGCACACUUUUGUACUUCUGUGGACGCAGGGAGUAUGUCAGCCUUCUCGUUCUGUCGCUAGCUCUGGCUUGGACGAAUGUUCUCUAUUACACUAGAGGAUCUAAGCAACUGGGGAUGUACCAUGUGAUGAUGCAAAGAAUGAUCCUCGGCGAUCUGUUUCACUUUUUAUUUGUCUACUGUGUCUUACUUUUUGGAUUUUCUGCAGCGGUGGUUACUCUCAUGGACAACUCACCUACAUCUCACAAUGAUACCCAUCCAAGAGCAAGGAGCUUUGUCUUGUGCGAAAAGCCCAGUUACAAUGAUAUUGGUUUCACCACAUUGGAGCUGUUCAAGUUCACCAUUGGAAUGGGAGAUCUGGAAUUCACUGAUCAAGUUCAGUACAAAGAGGUUUUCUACAUCCUUCUAAUCUGCUACAUCAUUCUGACUUACAUCCUGAUGCUGAACAUGCUCAUCGCACUGAUGGGGAACACGGUGGAACGGAUCUCAGAACAAAGUGAAACAAUCUGGAACCUUCAGAGAGCCUUCACAAUUCUUGACAUGGAAAAGGCUCUGCUACUAAAGCUGAGUAACAAGAUCCAGUGCAAGGUUUCAAAGAAGGUGCAUUCACGAUCUGGCAAGGGACGGAAUCAUAAAUUUGUUCGGGUGUCUGAAAUCAACUGGAAGAAAUGGAGGUCAGAUCUCGGUUUCAAACUGGAAGAAGAGACUGAAAACGAAACGAGCUCCGAGACCAACAAAGGAGAAUCCGGAACUCCAUGGAGCAUUAAUGGAUUUUUCCAGAGAAUUCGCUCUAGACGAGGCCGACAGCAGCAGAACACGGUUGUUUAAAGCAGUCAGACAUGUGAACAUUGAGGUGUACUGUUGAGGAACACUAACCCUAUUGAAUGUAAUAAUAAAACUACUCCUUCUGGUGAGUUGAGAAGUUCUACCUCAAAUUUGCAAUCAUUUAAUUUUAUGUGAUAUUUCCAAACUUUACUGUGGCCACUCCAGCUUCUUCAUGUAGUUCAAAAACAUAAUAUGGUGUUUAAAUUUUCACAUUGUGUGCAUCCCUGCUAUAGACUGGUGACCUGUUCAGGCCACACCCCACCUUUGCCCAACAGUUGCAGGGUUGGCUUAAGAAGCCUCCAAACCCUGUUAAGGGAUUUUUCAGUUUGGACGG